GUGGCAUUUGGCAACGCUGUGUCCGUCAACGAUUUUUCUCUUUGCCGUUGCGCGAACAGAGCGAAGUCUGCCGGUGUGCGCCGGUGCAGAGUGUGCUGUGUUGCCGUAGGGGCGAGCAACUGAGAAGCGAGCGUCCUAAUUGCUAUGUUCUGUCUUCUGCUGCCUUUUCCCCGCUGAUAAACGCUAGACGUUCGCCAUGGUCGGUUUCGUCGCUUGUGGGCCCAACGAAGCUCUGGUCGUGUCUGGGUGCUGCCAUGCCCACCCGCUGUUGGUUCCUGGAGGCAGGGUCUUCGUUUGGCCCAUUAUCCAGAGAGUGCAAAAGAUCAGCCUGAACACCAUGACAUUGACCAUCGAAAGCCCCAAGGUGUACACACAACAAGGUGUUCCUAUAUCAGUCACAGGCAUAGCACAGGUAAAGAUUCAGGGCCAAAAUGUGGAGAUGCUGCGAGCUGCAUGUGAGCAGUUUCUGGGCAAGAAGGAUGAAGAGGUGAUGCACAUUGCACGUGAGACCCUUGAGGGGCACCAGCGUGCCAUCAUGGGCACCAUGAGUGUUGAGGAGAUCUACAAAGACCGCAAGAAGUUCUCCAAGCAGGUGUUUGAGGUGGCCUCAUCCGACCUCGUCAACAUGGGCAUCACGGUGGUAUCCUACACCAUCAAGGACAUCAGCGAUGACGAGGGCUAUUUGAGGGCAUUGGGUAUGGCCAGAACGGCGGAGGUCAAGCGAGACGCCCGCAUUGGAGAAGCCGAAGCGCAGAGGGACUCUCAGAUCAAGGAGGCCCUGGCUGAGGAAGAGCGCAUGGCAUCACGCUAUCUUAAUGACACUGAGAUAGCCAAGGCUCAACGUGACUUUGAACUAAAAAAAGCAGCUUAUGACAUGGAGGUUAACACCAAGAAAGCGGACAGUGACCUGGCAUACAGCCUGCAAGCAGCCAAAACGCGGCAGCGCAUCAAAGAGGAGCAAAUGCAGGUGCAGGUGGUUGAGCGUUCCCAAGAGAUACAGGUGCAAGAGCAAGAGAUCAUGCGGCGUGAGAAAGAGCUCGAAGCAACUGUGCGCCGUCCUGCUGAGGCUGAGAAAUACAAGCUUGAGAAAAUGGCGGAAGCCAAUCGUAACCGUGUCAUUAUGGAGGCUGAAGCAGAGGCGGAGGCUGUCCGACUCAAAGGAGAGGCAGAGGCAUUUGCCAUUGAGAGCAAGGCACGUGCUGAAGCAGAGCAGCUGAUCAAGAAGGCAGAUGCAUUCAGAGAGUACAAGGAGGCUGCGAUCCUUGACAUGAUGCUGGAUACACUGCCAAAGGUGGCAGCAGAGGUUGCAGCACCCAUCUCCCAGUGCAAGCGCAUUGUGAUGGUGUCCUCUGGUAAAGGUGAGGUUGGAGCAGGCAAGCUGACGGGUGAGGUGAUCGACAUCAUCACCAAGACUACCAGCAUGGUUCACCAACUGACAGGCGUCAAUGUGGGCUCGGUCUGUGGCAAGGACCGAAAUCUUGCCUCAGCAGCUGCCUGGAACACCAAGACUGCCCAAGCUGCCAUGUGAAGAGGUGCCACCUGCUUCAGCUGAUGACUAUUGAAGACUGUUUUGCGCUGGCCAAUCUAAGUCGUGCACUUUGUGAUGUUAGCCUGUUAAGCAGCACCUUGAGGUUGCGCACUUUGCCUGUUUCUGCUCGUUUAAUAAUGGUGCACAUGGAUUGAAAGAUAGGUCAUGCUUUCUCCUUUUUUUUAAUCAUUAGUAUUAUUGUAAGCUUGUGUUCAGACAUUGAACAGUUUUACAAGUUAUUUGUGUGGUAUAAUAUCUUUUGUCAUCUGCGAGAAAGUUUUGAAAGAGCCUACAAAGCGAAACUUUUCUUUUUGUCAUAGUUUACAAACUCAUUUGUAAACUUUUCUUUAGCUUGCAUUUAAAAGUGUAGCCAUGUCAGCUGGACUGCUUCAGUAUAAGUUAAAUGAAUGGUUGCACAUUUAAUGUUUUAAAAGUGUGUAGUGACAGUGUCUUUUGCCAAAAAAAAAAAAAACUUUUACGGCGUCACAGUAACUAUAUAUAUUAUUUACAUGAAACAGUUUUAUCCCUUUUUUUUGCUAUUUUUAUACCUAUUGCUGAGUUCCAAAAGUUCUGCUUGCAAAGUCUUGCAGUAUGGCAGUGUAAUUUGUUAAAGUGCGUCUCUUACAGCUGAGUUAUUCACAGCUAAAUGUAUCUGCCAGUAAGAGCAGCAGCCGUAAUCUCAAUGCAUGCUUCAAAAAGAAAUGCACAAUCAGUGUCACGAGCUAGCAUAUGUCAUGGUCUUAUGCCGUGAUUGCUAGAGAAGCUGUGGCGUAUCCCACCUAGUCGUAUCUGCUUUGAAGUUUGUUUUAUUGAAAGAUUUAGUUUUGUGUUCUUUUUUGUGGGAAAUCACUUUAACCGUAAGCGCAUGUCAGUGGCAGCUUUCAUAAUGUGCAUGCUACAGCUUGAAUUGUAUAUAAGACAGCAUGUAACCAUGUACAUCUGGCUCAUGGUACUGCAAGCAGAAAGUUUAUGUAAUGAUACUCUUUGCACUGCUUUUUAAAAAAGGGGCAAAAUAAAGCAAGAAAUGUGGAGUUCGUUUUUUUCCUUUUUGUUACAAUGGCCGCCAAGCUUUUUGCACACUUUUGUAUCUUGUAACAGAAACCUGUGCAGUUCGUUAAUGUGUCCUGUGCUGUAGGAUGGCAGACUGGGUGAGUUGGUUGAAAUGCAUGGUACUUGAACAAUGGCACAAAAGACUGGACCGAAGAAGAAGAGAGAUACAACGCAUGUCUUUCGUGCUGCUCUUCAAGUACCAUGAGUGUCCUGUGCAGAUGUUCUAGAAGGGUGAUUCAGGUAAAUUUAAUGAAGUAGCUGAUGUUUCAGUGAUUUCCAGCCUUAUGUAGCCCUUAAGAAAAUCAUUCAAAUGAGAUGAAAAGUAAGGAUACAGCUUCCUAAAAACUACUGAAAGAGCUCACCAGUCACUAUGCUUCUAAGUUCUUGGUGGGAUUGAAUAAAGGUUUUUCUGCUUGUUUGUUCUUUGAGGAACAAACUCCUUUAGAGUCCAUUGAAAGGUAACCGCACAAGAAGUCUGCACACUGAAAGAAAAUCCUCUAAUGAUCGCCUUACGCAUCUUAAUGUAUUCAAGUUUGAGUUCAUUUUAUGACAUUGCCACUGAGCAUUUGUGUUGACCACAUGCUGUGUGCCACUUGAAGAAAACGCACAUAUUUAGAGGAUGUGUGAAGGCUCUGCCCUUGGAAUCUUCAUAGCAAGAAUUACCAUAAUGGACUCUACAACUUAUCUGUACUUUAUCUUGUGUUUACAACAUCCCGGCCGUGGCGGCUGCAUUUUCAGUGGAGGUGAAAACGCUUGUGGCCUGUGUGCUUAGAUUUAGGUGCACGUUAAAGAACCCCAGAUGGUCGAAAUUUCCGGAGCCCUCCACUACAGCAUCCCUCAUAAUCGUAUCGUGGUUUUGGGACGUUAAACCCCAGAUAUUAUCUUAUGUUUACAACAAUAUCUUUAGGAGUAUGUAAUUGUAUAGAACGUUCCUUCUUGUCUUCCCUUUGUUUCUUUCCUCUGUUGUGAUAAAGCUUUUAUGUUGUGUUCCCUUUUCGUUAUUACUCAGCUAAGAAUGUUAUUGUGUGUCAAGUUUUAAUAUUAAAAGGUGACCUGUUUUGUAUGAAAGGUGUGUGUGUGUGUUGCAUUGUCAUGCAUGCUAACUGCGCCAUAUGCAUUUGCACUGUGGUUGAUGUGAAGUGCUUGCUCUGCCAAAUAUAAAGGAUGAAAAAUGUCCUGUUCGUCUCCUGCCAGUGGAUUCAUUGUUCCAGUGACAUGCAAACACAGACUGGUGACAAGUCCUUAUAAUCAUUUCAGCACUAUUUAGGAACCAGCUCCGUAGUGCUAUUCUUUUAUUUGACAUACUCUUGUACUGAAUGCGAAUGCUUAAAAACGUAUUGCAUGAUUCCAGUGAUGUGCAUUGUUGGUCAAGUUGGUGCUUAUUGUAGGAAACAAUAGCUUCAAUGUAACAAAAGCAGUCUUUUUGCACAUUCAUAUGUGCUGCAACGAAGCUGACACUUUGAAGCUGUUAUGUCUUACAGUAGUUCCAAUCAUUAGCUUCAGCUAUUAUCAGUUUGCUGGUAUCCAGUAUAUUAGAUUUGGUUCAUUGUUGUAGAAUGCACAAAGGUGCUUUCUGAAUAUUUUUGAGUACACAUUUAGCAUAAAUGGUUGAAGACAUUUUCUGUUAUUGUGUACUUGAUAGCAUAUGGCACCUGUCUCUCCAUAGGCUUAAAAUUCAUUAAAGCUGCAGUGAAAGAGACUGUUACUUGCACCCUUGGCAUGCCAAACUGCUGUAGCAGCUUGGUGUUAACAGCAUGUACAGCUUUGGACAAGUUUUGCCUGCUCAAUUUUAUGGAUGCCAUCCAUUGUUGUAGCAAGAUGUUUGUGUAUUACAUGCAAAAUCAUUUGCCUCCCACUUUUAAGAGUGCAGUGGCAGCAGAGUUGGCUGUAUGUGCACAAUUCACAGCUUCUUUAAGCCAGCCUAAUGAAGCAGAUUUUCUACGGCAACUACAACUUUUUCAAUUAUGUCACUGCCUGCAAAACUGAUCUGACAUCGCAUCUUGGCUUACUAGGAACUUCUCUCGGCACUCUCUAUUGUCGUGUUGUUGGCGCCUCUGUGAUGACGCAUGCUUCAGCCACAGUGGACUGCACGCAUCUUAUGUUUCACAUUCCACAGUGUUAACUACUUAAUGACAUUUUAAAUGAAGGAAAAGGCCCUGUUUUAGUACUGUGUGGCUACUAGGAAAAUGUCCACCACAUGGAAUAAAUCUUGUACAUUUGUGUCUUGUGGUUAGUGUAACACUAUGAAGAACAUUUCCCUUUCCUUUUUAGUUCAAUUUUCAUAGCUGUGCCUAACUGAAGCCAAUACAGUUGCGUACUUCAUGGCACAUUCUCGCUGCUCUACAAAUUACCAGCCCUGCCAUGUAACCUUUGUGAAGCCACUGUGCGCUGCGUUUAAGUACGUCGUAUUUGAGCGAUUUGAAAUCUGAAGAGUAUAUGCCUGUCCUGUGCUUUAUUGUAACAGCCUCUUCAUUGCAUUUUAUUUCUCUUCUGAGUAAAGUCUGCUCGUUGUACUGGAGUGUGUUACACUGCAUGUGCAUAUGAGUGUCCAAGCUUAUAUAAAGGCCUUGGUUGCUUUAAAAGCUCUUCAAAAUUGAGACCCUACACUUGCGUAACAUGCUGUUACAACAGCGAUUGUGCAAAAUAUUUGGGCUGCACUUACAGAUGUUUUGAAUUGCCUAGCUGGAAACAAGAUUUUCAUGUGCUGAGAAUACAUUAACAGCGCAGCAAGCAGCUGGCAGCAACUGCAGCUUCACCUCUAGGUCCUUCUCUUUGUAUGUGCUUUUUGUUAGCAGCUGGGUGGUACAGUUUACCACUGCUGGAGAUAAACUGCCAUAGCUGCAAAACAGCCUGCAGUCUGUUUCCCAGAAGUUCCACAAUAUGAUUUAUGUAAAGCUGUCACUACCACAUUCAGCCAGGUUCUUCCCAACAUUCUUUAUCUUUUGGUGAUAGAUGGAAGGAAUAAAUUCAUAACCAGUUUUUUGGCCCAAGAAAAUUGCUAGUUCUGUACACCCCAGUUCGAGUGAUGCACAAAUAGGUACACAUUUGUUGGGUAUAAACUUGGCUGAUCUAUCAGCGUUGGAAUUCUUCGCAUUUGCAGUAUGAAGCCUGGAGGUUGCAAUUAUAUUUCCAUAGUGGGCUGAUGCUUCAUAGCACGUCGUAUAGUAUGUCCUUGCAGCGCAAUUUUCGCUUGUAGAGCCAAGCUUAAGAGCCACGUGUUCCAAUCUUCAAAGCCUUCAUGCAACAAAAAAUUUUGAGUCUUAAGAAUUGUUUGUAGUCCUAAAAUAUUAAAUACAGGUCCCCCCCCCCCCCCCCCCAAAAAAAAAAAAAAAUUGCUGUCAAUCUGUAGUGGCAGGAACUUCAGCAUUCAGCACGGUAUGGAGUUCAUUGUUCAAAAGGUACAGUUAAAAUGUGAAAGGUCCAGUAGUGUCACCUACCCAGCUGUAAAAUUGUAUGCAUAAUUUUUUGUUUGGGGGGGGGAAUUCUGAAGUAGUACAUGUAUAUGUUAAGACUAUAAGAAAUACAGCUCCUUCUCGAAGUUGGUUUAAAAGAAUAAUUAGCGAAGUUAUGCUCUUCAAAACUUGUACAUCAAGUAAUAGGCUUGUUGUGCAAUUUUCCUUGAAAAAGUUCCUUGCAAAAUUAGACUGGACAAACUUGUUCAGCACAUGAAAACCUUAUAAGAUCAAAAUGCUGCGCUGCUGCUAGAAUCCAGUUAACAAAUCGUGAUUUGUUCUCUAGAGAGUAAGAAGCACACCUGAGGGGAUCUUCGAGUGGUACAAGAUACUGUUUACCACUGCCAUUGCUACUUAAGCUGUAUAGACUAGUACAUUGCAAAAUGUACACUAUGUGAUUAAUGCAGACUGAUGUGAACGGACACUGAGGAUUCAUGUGCACAAGCUUAACAGCUCACAGUUUUUUUAAUGAGGCUGAAUAGAGUAGCAGUAAGCACAAUGUGCAAGUGUGGGGCACUUUUGGUUCAUUUUCAGGAACACUUUUGCGAUUUGACUAGCACUUGAUGCAUUGCAUCUAUGGGCAACAGCAUUUCUGGCACACUGCUGAGUGUGUGUGUGUGGCACGGUGCCAGAAACUCUGCAGACCAUAGAUGUUGACAUAUCCAGUGCUAGUCACAAGAAAUCUUGCAAAAGUAUACCUAGUGUACUUAUGUACAGUGAGCAAUUGGGGCUAGGCUUAACUUCUCUUGUGUGGCUUUUCUAACUCUCUCGAAGGUUUCUCCAUUGAGCAGUGACUUGUGAAAAUGUCAUAGUUGGCAGCUCUGUGGUGCCACAGAAGCAUAAUUGCAUGCUUACAGCUGGCAGUAAUGAGGGAUGGAAUGUGUUGCUCUGAACUACUACUGUGAGUGGGAAAGUUGAGUUUCUAGCCAGGAGAAAUGUGUUCAUCAGCAUUCAGCCUGCAUUUUUCACUUGCGACUGUCUGGCAGUGCUUAUGACUGUCUGCCGUAUGUGUACUCUGCUCUUGAAGCAGAAAAACGUCCAUCCUUCCAGAAAAAGUUGUAGAACAUAGUCUCAAUACUAUUGGUAAACUUGUUGACUGUCCUGUCCCCUGUUCCUUUUAUUAAUAAACAUGGGGGGGAAAAAAAAAGUAUUUUUAUGAUGUUCCAGUCUGUCGGAUGUGCUUUUUUCUUUUAUAUGGCUUGGUUGUUGCAUGUUUGCAGCCAGUCAAAGACGGUGCAAACACUGGUAACGUCCAGAUGUUAGCUUAUGCAUAUAGUAGGUAUUUUAUGUGCAUGGUAGCAAUAGCCUUUAGCCUAGCGCUCUGUGUAUUGACCCCUUGGUUUUAUUUUGUCGGCUGGUGCUGUACGUCUUGUGAGAAAUAAAAAUAUUUACAAAGGCUGU
This is a messenger RNA of Rhipicephalus sanguineus (brown dog tick), 7431 nucleotides long. RefSeq names its product flotillin-1 (gene Flo1). Gene Ontology annotation, biological process: positive regulation of cell-cell adhesion mediated by cadherin; protein localization to plasma membrane; regulation of receptor internalization. Lineage: Eukaryota; Metazoa; Arthropoda; Arachnida; Ixodida; Ixodidae. Bases 197 to 1528 code for a protein of 443 amino acids. The transcript is spliced from 11 exons. The record is from RefSeq and is a predicted model, not a curated record. Gene Ontology annotation, cellular component: plasma membrane.